UAAUAAAAACAAACGAAAGAAAAAUAUUGUGCGAGGCAGUGUGAAUUCUGAACCAGAAGUAAAACAAGAUUGGAGUAAAGUCAUUUGAUAAGAUUCUUACUUAGGAUGAAGGCUUUUUGUUUCAGGAACGAAAUUGAAAUUGAAAUUGAAACGCUAAAAUAGAAGAAAGAGACGAGAAGGAAGAAGAUGAAGAUUGAGGAAAGGAGGUGGACGACGUCGCUUUUGGUAUUGGCGUUGGUGGUAGUGUGGUCGACGUUUUCUUGUAGUGAUGGGUUUGUGGCGCCUCGAUCGAUGCUUGACAGCUUGUCUGGAAGCAAGAAUUACUUGACAACUGAUGAGCUCUGGUUCAACCAGACCCUCGAUCACUUCUCUCCUUAUGACCACCGUCAAUUCUCGCAGCGCUACUAUGAAUAUCUGGACUAUUUUCGAAUUCCAGAUGGACCAAUUUUCCUGAGAAUUUGUGGCGAAGGUCCGUGCAAUGGUAUCGCCAAUGAUUAUAUAGGCGUUUUGGCAAAGAAGUUUGGAGCCGCUGUGGUGUGUCUGGAGCAUCGCUACUAUGGAAAAAGCUCACCUUUUACAUCACUGACUACAGAGAACUUGAGAUAUCUCUCAUCAAAGCAGGCGCUUUUCGAUUUGGCUGUUUUCCGUCAAUUUUAUCAGGUAUCUGUAAAUCUGAAGUUGAAUAGAACGAAAGUUGAAAACCCAUGGUUUGUUUUCGGGGUUUCGUACCCUGGAGCUCUGAGUGCAUGGUUCCGCCUCAAGUUCCCUCAUUUAACAUGUGGAAGUCUUGCCAGUUCUGCGGUUGUUCUUGCUGUUUAUAACUACACGGAAUUUGAUCAGCAGGUUGGUGAGUCAGCUGGUCCAGAAUGUAAAGCUGCAUUACAAGAAACUAAUCAGCUUAUUGAAGAAAGAUUUAAAACAAAUGGGAAAGCAGUGAAGAGGAUGUUUGGUGCUGCCGAGCUUGAGAUUGAUGGCGAUUUCAUGUACUUUCUCGCAGAUGCUGCUGCUAUAGCGUUUCAAUAUGGAAAUCCAGAUAAACUAUGCAUUCCUCUAGUUCAAGCAAAGAAGAAUGGAGAGGAUUUGGUGGAGGCAUAUGCCAAAUAUGUUAAGGAGUAUUACGUUGGAACUUUUGGAUCUAGUGUUCAAACAUACAACCAAAAGCACUUGAAAAACACUACUCUUGGAGAAAACAGUUCUGACCGGUUGUGGUGGUUCCAAGUUUGUACUGAAGUUGCAUAUUUUCAGGUGGCUCCUGCAAAUGACAGCAUUCGCUCUUCAAAAGUCGAUACAAGAUACCAUUUGGACCUUUGCAAGAAUGUCUUUGGAGAGGGCAUCUAUCCUGAUGUUGUUGCAACAAACACAUACUAUGGAGGCACAAAAAUUACUGGUUCAAAAAUAGUGUUUACAAAUGGCUCUCAGGAUCCAUGGCGUCAUGCAUCAAAGCAGAGUUCAUCUCCAGAUAUGCCUUCCUACCUCAUCACUUGCCAUAAUUGUGGCCAUGGAACUGAUUUGCGGGGAUGUCCUCAAUCUCCUUUAAGCCCUGAAGGUGAUGCACGUAACUGCAGCUCCUCUGAUGCGGUUACCAAAGUAAGGCAACAGAUAAUCGAAAACAUAGACCUAUGGCUCUCUCAGUGCCAAGACAGAGAAAGGAGAUAUGCCUGAUUUGUCAUCCCCGAUAUGAUAAUAUAUGAGUUGCUACGUGAAUCAUCCUGUUUAUUAGCAUACCAUAGCGCAUAUUAGAAGCAGAUAUGGGGAUGUUUUAGUUGUAUUAUUGCUGUAAUUGACUUGGAGACAAAACUUGAUGAAACUCCAUUAUAUCACCUUUGAAUUACUCUCAAGAAUAACAACAGGUAACAUUGUAUUUAUGAGAAAGAACAAAGAAAACGUUCACUGCAAUUAAUAUUAAUUUCACGUGUUUAUUGUUUUUA
Molecule: messenger RNA, 1928 nt
Organism: Ziziphus jujuba (common jujube)
Lineage: Eukaryota; Viridiplantae; Streptophyta; Magnoliopsida; Rosales; Rhamnaceae
Product: probable serine protease EDA2
Exons: 12
Coding region: 187-1662 (491 amino acids)
Biological process (GO): proteolysis
Cellular component (GO): vacuole
Molecular function (GO): dipeptidyl-peptidase activity; serine-type exopeptidase activity
Source: RefSeq, a predicted model, not a curated record